AUGUAUCCACUCUUUUGCAUUGAUCAAGGGAGUGCAAUUUCAAUCAAAAAGCUACCAUGCUUCUUCCAGUAUUUGCAAGCUUCCACUGUUUUGGGACAGCUCCCAUGUAGAAGCAGCCAUUUCCAGUAUUGCCAAGCAAUGCUAUCAUCUGGUGUUGGAUUGAAUGACACAAUGUCAUCGCUUAUGUUCAAGGACUAUACAGUCUUAUAUAACUGGUUUCUCUACAAAUGGGGCAUAACUCCAGGAAAUACUACCAAUAUGUUGAAUGUAUGCAACUCACUAGAGUUCUUCAAUGGAUGCAUGUCCAACGAUAAAGGAUGCUUCCAGGUUCAAAAUCUUAUGGCCCAGACUGACAUAAACAAUGCCUUCGCUAUCGAUGGUACUUUGGCCAUGUAUCAAUUCAACUGUGGACCAGGAAUCAACAGACUCGCCUGUGCUCAGAACAUCAUCAACGGGUAUCAAAAUUAUCUACAAGCAUGUGUUGCAACAUAUAUGUCUUCUAUAACCUAUGACUUUAGCAAUGGAUGCAAAUAUGUGAAAAACCUCAUGAAUUGUUGGUCAUCGCCAUUUGGUGGUGGUGGCAGCAUGGCAACACCCGACUGCCGCCGAGGUGCAAAUGCUGACUUGUGGUGGGCAUGUGAGGCAAACCGAGUGUUUACCUUGGGUCAAUUCCCUAAUUGUGGAUAUAGUUGCGAUGAAAAUAAAAAUAUUUUUCCAAAAUUGAUUAGCGGCCUUACACCCACAAUCUCUAUGAUUUUUCUACUCUCUAAUCACGCAAUCUUGUGGGAUUUGCUUAAAUUGACAGUUCCAGUGCAACAACAAUCUGCUCUGCUGGCGGAUCAUCUCGAAACGCAUCACAAAGUGGGUAAUGUUUUCUUUGGAAGUUCCUGA
This is a messenger RNA of Strongylus vulgaris, 891 nucleotides long. The record is from the annotation of a GenBank genome assembly. Lineage: Eukaryota; Metazoa; Nematoda; Chromadorea; Rhabditida; Strongylidae.